Molecule: messenger RNA, 2266 nt
Organism: Drosophila eugracilis
Lineage: Eukaryota; Metazoa; Arthropoda; Insecta; Diptera; Drosophilidae
Gene: udt
Exons: 4
Coding region: 118-2013 (631 amino acids)
Source: RefSeq, a predicted model, not a curated record
GUUGUAAAAAUCGGCUGGAAUAUUUGUAGCUUGUGUUUGUUGCGUGUUUUGCUAUUGCUUAAGAGUAAAACCGCUUAUAAAUCCGUCCAUUUAAAAGCAAAAUAAUAUAGAAUAUGUAUGGUUGCUAGUUCUGAAGACACCAAACUCGCAAUGCAUUAUUAUUUGGUUGUUAUCUGCCUGGCGGGCUUUCUGGGCUCAGCUGUCGGCCAAUACAACCUAGUUCAGCGGGACAACUGCGUAAUUCCGAAGAUCCUGCAGGGAUCAUGGUUCUCCUGGGAAACGGGCCUGCCCACAUUGACGGUAAUCGACGCCACCUCGAUGUCCAGCCGAGGGUACUGUAUCAACUACACAAAACACAAGGGCGACGAAUACUCUUUCGUCUUCAAGGAGCGCUCAAAGGACUGUUACCAUUGCGUCAGGACCAUCAUUCGCACGCUUAAUGUGUUCGAAAAGUUUGAAGGUCCCUGCGUGGGCAUACCCGAUGGCCAAGAACCCACUGUGGAUUAUGUGUGUCGAGGCAUUAAGGACGAUCAGCAGUUAAUUACGCUGUUUAAUGAAAACUUUGUGCCCAUCAACUGUCGUUCAUCGCUGGAGGGCGUCUGGCAUUUUACAUAUCAAAACCGAUUCCGCUUCACUGGAGUGUGCGAUAAGCCGGACGCUCGCAUUCAGUCCUGUCAAACAGCGGGCACCCAGUUUCUCAUUCAGAACCAGAAGUUCAACGUAACCUACCAGCAGUGCGAGGGUAUGGAGGGUACAUUUACCGGCACCGUGGAGUUCAGCUGCUUGGGUGAUUGGUUUGUCGGCAAGAACCACUACUUUGCUGUGGCUAAUACAAAGGAAUCACGAAAGGAUGAAAAGUACAGAUGCUUCCUCAAAAAUCGAGAUGAUGAUCUCUAUGUGGGUGUCUCCAUUACGGCCGAGUGUAAUACAUUAAAGACGCCGGAAACCUCGCCGGAGCGUCUUAAGCUAACGCCCGUGAAAGCCGAGUUUGUUGAGCCCGGUUGCACACUGCCCCAGAACUUUAGCGGCGAAUGGGUGAACACUGCCAACAUCGACGCCGAUGUCUCGAUUAGUGAGACUCACAUCAACGAGACCUAUUAUCCGGACAAGGCCCGGUACCGUAAAACGAUCUAUGUUUGCCGAGAACGGCGUGGUAAUCGGGUGAUGAUGGCCCGUUUGACUGUCGAUGGUUGCCAAAAGGAUUACGUAUGCUUUGACUUUAUGCCUCGACAUCACAAUAUUAUUCGCUACCGCAAGGGCUUGGCCGUGAUCAAGGACGAUUUCAGUACGGUCUGCUCGUGGGUACAGUUCCCCAAUUCAAACGCGUGGAAAUAUGAUCUGUAUUUGGCCAAAAAUCCAGUGCCCGUUCGUUGCCCCGUUGCCGGUAAAUUCAAUUUUACACAAAGAGGAGAGCAUCCAUUCAGAACGAGAAUUCUAGGUGGUGUCACUUUGAGUCCCCGUCCAGACAUCCAUUGCAAGCAAAACAUCUCCGAUUUGUCGGUCUGCGAUACUGAUCAAAAGGAACUGGCGGUGGAUGAAAACUACUGCCUGUCAGUGGAUCACUUGGGUCGCCCCGUUGAUAUCUACAGUGAUCCCGAUUACCGCAUGAAGUGUAUUGGUUUCUGGAAGGAGAAUCUUAAAUCCUACCUGAUCACCUACGACGAUUUGGAUCCUCUGUCAAAGUACCGCUGCUGGGUUUAUCAGCGCGCUGACCUCAAUCGCGUCCUUAUGUCACAGGCUGUGGGAGCCUUCUGCAAAUUGGAGCAGGAUGUGACGUCGUGGAACCACUCCGAGGGCGCUGCAGUGGCCAUUGAUGCCGUGGAGUAUGAACGAGAACGUGACGAUUGUCCCAUGUUCUUCGACGAUGGGUUAAACCCCUGGAAACCAUCGGAUGCCUCCAACAUUGUCUUUGACUGGGACUUUUACCGAGCAGGAGGAGCGACAAUUAAUUUACAACUAACUUGUCUGGUUGUGGUCGCCUGUGCACUGGUCAGGAGUUUAGUAGCUUACUAAGAUCAAAAGUAUUUUUUUUAGCUAUUCCAUCCAACGAUAUUUACAAAUUUACAACCAUUUAUCAAGUGACUUUUAGGAAUAAUUGUGUGCCUUUGAAUGCGAAUUUUCGAAUGUUUAAAGCAAAUUUUAAACCUAGUUUGUAAGUCAAACCAUACAAUUUAGAUUUAAAUCUACAAACAGCCAUUCCGUCCCAUUAGAAUCUCAAAUGUUUUGUUCAAUUAAUAAAAUCAGCUAAAUAAAUAAACUAAAUCAA